Molecule: messenger RNA, 468 nt
Organism: Entrophospora sp. SA101
Lineage: Eukaryota; Fungi; Glomeromycota; Glomeromycetes; Entrophosporales; Entrophosporaceae
Source: the annotation of a GenBank genome assembly
AUGAGCUAUAAAACUUUUAUUGUAAAAAAAGUAGCAAAACACGUUUUAUCAAAUACUCGUUCUAAGCAAAAUGCUCAAGAUCAAGAUACUCAAAACAUUAUUUCUUCUUCUUCAACUAAUCCAAAUGCUCAUACCAAUAAUAAUGAUGUCGGAGAACAUGGCGGUGGUGGAGUUGGAGGAAAAAGGAAAAAGAAUAAGUGGAAAAUACCACCAAAUUUGACACAAAAAGAAGCCAAAGUUUUAAAACAUUUUAAAAAAAGGGCAUACUGUUAUGAUGUAUCAUGUUGUAAUUGUUGUGGAAUACAGAUUGGAUUGGAUCCAAUUAUAGGUAUUAUACCAUUUGUUGGAGAUUUUAUGGGAACCUGGUUAUCUUUGAUGUUAUUAAAAUCAACAAAGGAAUUGGAUUUACCACAUUUUAUUAAGAUGCAAAUGGCAAUGAAUGUAUUAAUAGAUUUCUUGGUAAUUUAA